CGUCCUCGGGUCACCGCACCACUUCUUGUCGAGUCAUAACACCGGGACUGUGUCCUCCUCUUCCUCCUUCCUCUUCCUCCUCCUCUCCGGCUCCUCUCCAUUCACAUCCCGGGCAGGACUGAGGGAUGUCGGGCACAGCACAGGACGAACCUGGAGCCCCGACUGAAGCUCAGGGGUCUCAAAUGAUCCACGUUUCUGUGAAGAGUCUGACGAAGAGCAGAGAGUUCUCCGUCAGAGGAAACUGCACCGUCACACAGCUGAAAUGUGGACUAGCAGAGCGCCUGGAGGUCCCGGCACAGCGGCUGGUGCUGAUUCACUCCGGACGUGUCCUCAGAGAGUCAGAAAUCCUGAGUCACCUGAAAGCAGCAGACGGCUCAGUCAGCCUCUGCAUGGUGCAAAGGCCUCCUGCUGCUCCCAGGACUGAUCCAGCUUCAGAAGCGGUUCAGUCAGACCUCACAGAUGACCCUGAUCCUGACCCUGAUAACUUCACACCUUCUCCAAAGUCUCCCCUCUGCCUGGGCAUGCAGUCACUGAUGGAGGAGAUCACAGCCAGUCCAGGUCUGAUGGAGAGCCUGCUGUCCGGGCCGUACAUCAGCAGCCUCCUGAACUGCCUCAGCCAAAACCCGGAGCUGGCUGCACAGAUGCUGCUGAGCCAUCCUUUGUUCUCAGGGAAUCCUCUGCUGCAGCAGCAGAUCAGACAGCAGAUCCCGCUCUACCUGCAACAGGUGACUCCACACUCUCAUAUCAUGAAACAGAUGCAGAGUCCAGAGCUGCUGUCAGCCAUGUUGAAUCCCAGAGCCAUGGAGGCUCUGCUUCAGAUCCAGCAGGCUCUUCAGACUCUGGCUGCAGAGGCUCCUGCCCUGAUACCCAUGUCUGGACCGGGAGACACCGGAGCGUGCUUUGUCGAUGCUGCUCCAGCAUCCGACUGUGUCCGUAACGACCAAUCAGGAAGUGGCCCUGGGGUUGCCACGGUGACAGAGCAGCAGCAGCAGUUCGUGCAGCAGAUGCUACAGGCACUCGCUAACUCAAAUGGGGUCCUUGCUGAGGAGAUCCAGGAGGAGAUGAGCGGCUGAGUCCUGAGCUUCAGAGACCGACACACACACACACACACACACACACACACACACACACACACACACACACACACACACACACACACACACA
Molecule: messenger RNA, 1164 nt
Organism: Labrus bergylta (ballan wrasse)
Lineage: Eukaryota; Metazoa; Chordata; Actinopteri; Labriformes; Labridae
Product: ubiquilin-1
Biological process (GO): ubiquitin-dependent protein catabolic process
Cellular component (GO): cytosol
Molecular function (GO): polyubiquitin modification-dependent protein binding
Source: RefSeq, a predicted model, not a curated record